Messenger RNA from Staurois parvus, 309 nucleotides. The record is from the annotation of a GenBank genome assembly. Lineage: Eukaryota; Metazoa; Chordata; Amphibia; Anura; Ranidae.
GACGGCACUGACUGGCAUCACUGCUGGGCACUGACUGGCGGCACUGACUGGCACAACCCCUGGGCACUGACUGGUGGCACUGACUGGCAGCACUGCUGGGCUGCACUGGUGGGUGGCACUGGUGGGCAGCACUGGUGGGUGGGCACAGGUGGGUGGGCACAGGUGGGUGGCACUGGUGGGCACAGGUUUGUGGGCACAGGUGGGUGGCACUUCUGGGCACAGGUAGAGUGGCACAGGUGGGUGCACUGCUGGGCACAGGUGGGUGCACUGCUGGGCACAGGUGGGUGAUCUGCUGGGCACAGGUGGGCG